Cylicocyclus nassatus is the source of this 1717-nucleotide messenger RNA. The record is from the annotation of a GenBank genome assembly. Lineage: Eukaryota; Metazoa; Nematoda; Chromadorea; Rhabditida; Strongylidae.
UUUGAAACCAGUCCAGAAUAUGCGAGUUCUGCCAAACUGUACUGGGCUGUUGGGCUGUUUCCAAUGCUCGAUGAAGGCAAUCGCUCGUGCUGCUGUUGCCAUUUUUGCUUUAUUUGCUUCUACCAUAAACAUCUACAUGUUAGUCCGUAUAUACGAAAGCCAAGCAAGAGAUUUACGGGCACUAACCUCGGUAGAUUACGUGCAGCUGCAUGACAAUUUGGUAACCCUCGACCAAGCGGAGCUGUUGUCCGAAGGUGGUCAGCUUCGACGCAGUAGAAAUAUAACUCAGGAAACAAUGCCGUGGUCUGGACUGCUCGACUUUUUUCCAGAUUUAGCCGGUACACCUUCUAAGACUCUGGAACCUAUACUUUUGACCCCACGUAGUCGCGUCCGAAAAAAAUUAAUAAUUGGAAUCCCAGUGGCCGAAAGGAACAAAGACUAUAGCAUCUUUACUCUUACAUCAUUAUUCAGCAAACUUGAUGAAAAAUACAAAAAGGAUAUUGUAUUUUUGGUUAUGUUCGCUACUGCCAAUCAACAAUUCGUUGAAAGCCGUACGGAAGCGAUUCGUGCGAAUUUCACAAAAGAAAUCGACGAUGAACUUCUUGAGGUGAUUGCGGUUCCUCCACUUUGGUACACUACGGAUAUUGCUGCCGUCCCAGCGACAUUCAACGAUUCCACGAAUAGAAUGUUCUGGAGAACGAAGCAAAACAUCGAUUAUAUCUACAUUAUGACGUAUGCUACGCCGAGAUGUGAAUACUAUAUGCAGUUAGAAGACGACGUAGAAGCUGCUGCAGCUUACGCCAGAGUGAUUUUCAAUUACAUUGCGAUCAAGGAGGAUACGGAUUGGUUCGUAAUGAGUUUCACCUCCAUGGGUUUUAUUGGAAAGCUGUUUAGUGUCGACAAUCUGAAAUACGUGACCUAUGCUAUAGCUCUGUACUAUCGCUUCAAACCUGUAGACUGGAUUCUUGAAGAUGUUUUGCGCAGUCGUUAUUGUAGCUUGGACAAAAGCUUUAAGGAUUGCGUGCAGAUGAUUUCUUCACAUGCGAUAAACUCUGGAGCUUCGCAGUUUCAACAUGUUGGCAAAGUAUCAUCUUUGAGCGGAAAAGUUCAGAAAAUCCGCGACUCGAAUUUCAAUAAGGGUUUAGCCCGAGGUAAGCGCCCAAAUCCACCUGCCGUAGUCAAGACGUCAAUGAAAGCAACGGGACGUCAUGACGCUCAGCGUGGUUAUAAUCUCAAUUUUGCUAUGUGGUUUACUGACCCAAAUGAAGGAUCCUAUAUUUCUAUAGUUUUUGAGAAACCGGUCAACGUUACAGGCAUCAUGUUUCUCAGUGGCGUACCUCCAGCUCCUGAGGAUAAGCUUGGACCAGAAACCAUUGUCAUUGCUAAUAGCGGAAAACAGGAAAUAAAUCUGGGACGAUUUUCUCCCGAUGGCGAUUUCCUCUUCCGAUCCAGGGGACUAAACAUCAGCGAAUUGUCGAUAAAUAUAACGAGCAAUAUUAGACAUUGGGUUGUCAUUGAUCAUAUCAUAAUAGAUACUAUCCCCGAAUCUAAUUCCACCGUCACAAAGGAGUAGCAUAUGUGUGCACAAUUGUGAAGUUCAAACGGGUUUUGUCUGUGAUUCGCAUCAUGUUGUUACGGUUACUGAUGAUUUCUUAAAUAUCUAUAGCAUUUUGUUGAAAGUUUUUUUUAUUAUGAAUAUAAACAUUCUAACAAACAU